Molecule: messenger RNA, 655 nt
Organism: Salvia splendens (bonfire salvia)
Lineage: Eukaryota; Viridiplantae; Streptophyta; Magnoliopsida; Lamiales; Lamiaceae
Product: mitochondrial pyruvate carrier 4
Exons: 5
Coding region: 130-459 (109 amino acids)
Biological process (GO): pyruvate import into mitochondria
Cellular component (GO): mitochondrial inner membrane
Source: RefSeq, a predicted model, not a curated record
GACAGACCCAUUUGGAUUAAAAAGUAGUGACAGAAUAUUACGAUUAAUUAUAAUUUAUAUCUGAGUUAACAAUCUCCCAAUUGGGUAGCCAGGGACGCACGCAGACAGAGAUACUCUCGCAGAAUUUCAAUGGCGAGUUCAAAAUUUCAAGCUUUAUGGAAUCACCCAGCUGGCCCUAAAACCAUUCAUUUCUGGGCACCAACCUUCAAAUGGGGAAUUAGCAUUGCUAAUCUAGCUGAUUCAGCAAAACCCCCUGAGAAAGUUUCAUAUCCCCAACAGAUAGCUGUUACAGCAACUGGAGUUAUCUGGUCACGCUAUAGCACUGUUAUCACUCCUAAAAACUGGAAUCUCUUCAGCGUAAACAUUGUGAUGGCUGGCACAGGCAUUUACCAGCUUAGCCGAAAAAUUCAGCAUGAUUAUUUCAGCAAGGAGCAACCUGCUGUUGUGACAAAGGAAUGAUGACGAAAAUUGUGUUUUGUAAGUUGAUAGAUUCGAGCUGUGAACAUGUGCAGUACCAACGGUGGGUCUAUCAUUUUGCUAUUUGCUUGUGCUGUUCAUAUUUGUCGGUCCAUCGCCUUUGAUCUUGAAUCCCUGAAUACGUUUGGAUGAUCGAUGGAAAAUAAUAAGAAUAAUCCGUCGUUGUUUAGUUUCUUCA